ACGUAUACAUUUAUUAGAAUUGCUCGGGAUCGUAUAUGGAUCGUAGUAAGAAUAAUAGUUUAGAGUUUGGUAAUAAUACAACAGCGUCGGCGGCUGCUGCUACCGCAAUGUCAGCUCCUUGGGCGAAUAAUAAGGAAUCGUCAGCGCAGCCAAACGAGGAUGAUUCGCCGGAAGAUGAUGCUGAUACCGCCACGCCCGCCAAAGUCACCGAUCCGCUAGCGCCCAAGCUGGCCAAUAAUGAGCGCGUUCUGAUCGUCUCCGUCACCGAACGCAACCGUGAAACGUGGAGUCAAAAGGCGGAGUUCCUAUUGGCCGUUAUUGGUUUUGCCGUCGAUUUAGGUAAUGUUUGGCGUUUUCCUUAUAUUUGCUAUCAGAAUGGUGGCGGUGCUUUCCUUAUACCCUACUGUGUGAUGUUAAUAUUCGGUGGCCUACCGCUCUUCUAUAUGGAAYUGGCUUUGGGGCAAUUUCAUCGUUGUGGUUGCUUAAGCAUUUGGAAGCGCAUUUGYCCGGCUUUAAAAGGUGUCGGUUACGCCAUUUGCCUAAUUGAUGUUUAUAUGGGCAUGUACUACAACACGAUAAUCGGUUGGGCGGUUUACUAUCUAUUUGCAUCGUUCACAUCAACGCUACCGUGGACGUCUUGUGGCAAUUCGUGGAACACCAAUAGUUGCAUGCCAGUGACGAACGAGAAUUUCACGGAGAAGGCGACCACACCAGCCAAGGAGUUCUUCGAACGCAUGGUMCUCGAGCAGUACAAAUCGGAUGGCCUGGACUAUAUGGGUCCCAUUAAGCCCACAUUGGCUUUAUGUGUAUUCGGCGUAUUUAUUUUGGUGUACUUUUCGCUGUGGAAAGGUGUACGCAGCGCUGGCAAGGUUGUGUGGGUCACAGCAUUGGCGCCAUAUGUGGUGCUUUUCAUAUUAUUGGUGCGCGGCGUGUCGCUGCCAGGCGCAAUGGAGGGCAUACGGUAUUAUCUGACGCCGGAGUGGCACAAAUUACAGAACUCUAAGGUUUGGAUCGAUGCCGCCUCGCAGAUAUUCUUUUCGCUUGGUCCCGGUUUCGGCACAUUGCUCGCUUUAUCUAGUUACAAUAAAUUCAAUAACAAUUGUUAUCGAGACGCGUUGAUAACGAGUAGUGUUAACUGUUUGACAAGCUUUCUGGCGGGUUUCGUGAUAUUUUCUGUAUUAGGCUACAUGGCACAUGUGCAGAAGACCUCAAUCGAUAAGGUGGGCCUAGAAGGUCCUGGUCUUGUGUUCAUUGUCUAUCCGGAGGCCAUAGCCACAAUGAGCGGCUCAGUUUUCUGGUCCAUUAUAUUCUUUCUUAUGCUCAUCACAUUGGGUUUGGAUAGCACAUUCGGCGGUUUGGAGGCUAUGAUAACCGCGCUCUGUGAUGAAUAUCCACGCGCCAUUGGGCGACGCCGCGAAAUCUUUGUGCUGCUACUUUUGGCUUGCAUCUACCUGUGCGCACUGCCGACUAUGACUUAUGGCGGCGUGUUUUUGGUUAACUUCUUGAACGUUUACGGACCCGGUCUGGCUAUAUUAUUUGUGGUAUUCGUGGAAGCGGCUGGCGUUUUUUGGUUUUACGGCGUCGAUCGUUUCUCCGAAGAUGUGGAACAGAUGUUAGGCAUUAAACCGGGAAUUUUCUGGCGCAUCUGUUGGACUUAUAUAAGUCCAGUAUUUUUACUGGCCAUUUUUAUAUUCUCCAUACUCGGCUAUGAGGAAAUGUUGGGCGAGGAAUACCAGUACCCCGAAUGGAGCAUUAAAGUCGGUUGGGCUGUCACCUGCUCUUCGGUACUCUGCAUACCGAUGUACAUCAUUUACAAGUUCGUAUUUGCGUCCAAAGGUGAUUGUCGCGAGCGCUAUCGAGACGCCUUCAAAGUGCCACCGCAUUGUGGCUCAGUAUUGCCGGGCCAACAAGGCACCACAGUGUGACAUGAUUCAGAAAAAUCAAUG
Bactrocera latifrons is the source of this 1946-nucleotide messenger RNA. RefSeq names its product sodium-dependent serotonin transporter. Bases 36 to 1925 code for a protein of 629 amino acids. The transcript is spliced from 8 exons. Gene Ontology annotation, molecular function: serotonin binding; serotonin:sodium:chloride symporter activity. Gene Ontology annotation, biological process: serotonin uptake; sodium ion transmembrane transport. The record is from RefSeq and is a predicted model, not a curated record. Gene Ontology annotation, cellular component: neuron projection; membrane. Lineage: Eukaryota; Metazoa; Arthropoda; Insecta; Diptera; Tephritidae.